UAUUGUGUCCAUCCAUCCGCUUUCUACCGGGUUGUGCCACUUGAUGGCGGUCACCAAAACCGGGAUUCGGUUGUACUUUGGCGAGAACUUACGCCUACUUCACAUCCGUCUACCACCAACUUCUCCACACGGGACGAUUGGAUUAGAUGAGGUGAAACUGGUCACCGAAUCACGUGGAACAGUGGUCCUCCUAUCCGCUCUUCCACAUCGCCCCAACCCUACAUUUCCGUCUCCCGCUACGCCAUGGACCAAUGUCAAUGCCACUCCCGGGUUCCCAGACGCGAUCGUACCGACCGGGGGCGCCACGCAAAAUUUGCAUCCGCGGUCGGACGAGGAGUACGAUGUACCGCCACAUGUACUAUACACCAUCAGUCCGGACCCGUAUCCGUGGACACCAAAUUUGGCUGAAGUGUGCACCACAGCCUGGUGCACAGGUGGUGCUUGGGCUCUAGUGGUAUUGCCACCCCGAGACACAUUGGCCUCCGGAUUCAAUGCCCACUCGACCGACGACAGUCAAUCGAAAAGUUCCAAACAGUCUGGUGAGGACGCAACAUUUCGUCGGGGUUCUCCUCCAGUUGUUCUUACUCAGCACCUAGAUCCACCAUGUCGACGUCUAAUUCUGAUCUCUGCUCAAGGUAUCGUUCAUCUUCGGUUGCCCAGUCCGUUGACUAGAUUGAAAGAGUUCCUCAUGAAAGAACUGUCUGUUAUUCCUCGCCUCGACUUGGAUGGUUCGACUAAUCAAUCGAUUUGGCCAAGUCUUCGUAUGAAUCAGUCAUAUCCAUUUCUCAGUUUGGAAGAGUCGGCAGCUUGUGAAGUUCCUCUGAAUACGGGAUUUCUGGCCGCCUAUCUACACCAGUUCAGUCCGGAUGAGGCGAUUUGUGCG
Echinostoma caproni is the source of this 883-nucleotide messenger RNA. NCBI's taxonomy places the organism in Eukaryota, Metazoa, Platyhelminthes, Trematoda, Plagiorchiida, Echinostomatidae. The record is from the annotation of a GenBank genome assembly.